Molecule: messenger RNA, 702 nt
Organism: Daphnia magna
Lineage: Eukaryota; Metazoa; Arthropoda; Branchiopoda; Diplostraca; Daphniidae
Product: ubiquitin recognition factor in ER-associated degradation protein 1
Exons: 6
Coding region: 290-673 (127 amino acids)
Cellular component (GO): VCP-NPL4-UFD1 AAA ATPase complex
Molecular function (GO): polyubiquitin modification-dependent protein binding
Source: RefSeq, a predicted model, not a curated record
AAAAACAAUAAACAUAAAUUUUUGACAGCUGUAAGCGUCCAUUCUGUCAGCUGAGGCCACAUCUAAUAAUAAUAAGUGUCGUCCGGACGAUAAGUGUCAUCUAGAGACGAUAGGCGUCGUCUGGACGAUAAGUGUCUCUCCCUAUUGGCCAAAAGUGACGGCGCAGCUUUGCCAUAGGCUUCGUCCAGACGUGCGCGACCAUGUUGUCUAUUCUCUGAUUGACGAGUUGACGAAAUUUGUGAAGAAAGAGAGAAUAAUAUUGUGAUAGUUUACUUUUAAAGAAUACAAAAUGUUUGGGUUUGGUUUUCUGGAAAUGCCUUGGCCAUUUAAUACCCAAUACAGGUGUUAUUCAGUCUCCAUGUUGCCUGGUCAAGAACGUCAAGAUGUUGAAAAAGGAGGAAAAAUUAUAAUGCCACCCUCUGCCCUGGAUCAGUUGACAAGGCUUAAUAUCGUGUACCCAAUGUUGUUUAAAUUGACAAACCCUAGAGAGGGACGUAUUACUCAUUGUGGAGUAUUAGAAUUUGUUGCAGAUGAAGGUAAAAUAUACCUACCUUACUGGAUGAAGGUGAUUUGCUUAACAUUGAAAGUGCAUCAUUACCUGUUGCAACCUUCUCCAAGUUUCAACCACAGUCUGAAGACUUUUUGGAUAUCAGCAAUCCCAAAGCUGUUUUAGAAAAUGCUUUGCGAAACUUUGCAUGCCUU